This is a messenger RNA of Angiostrongylus costaricensis, 903 nucleotides long. The record is from the annotation of a GenBank genome assembly. NCBI's taxonomy places the organism in Eukaryota, Metazoa, Nematoda, Chromadorea, Rhabditida, Metastrongylidae.
AUGCAAACAAGAAGGAUAAGGUACGAUGUCAUCGACCUGGCCGAGAAGAGACGACGCCAGCCUUUCAACGCCGUCUGCGAUACCGGAGAAGAACUGUUCCUCGGAACAUGCGACAGUAGAGGAGUCGGCGGCGUUGGCGUUCUCGUCAACGCGAGUUUGUCCAUGAACAUCGAUUCAUUCGAACAACUUGCAGCCCGAAUCAGACGUUUACGAUUAAAAAGAUGUCGAUCAAUACCCGCUUUGACAAUCUUAGCCGUUUACGCGCCGAAAUCAUACCAUGACGAAGAAGAAGUCGAAGAGUUCUAUAUGGACUUGGAAAAGUUCUACAGAGAAGACCAUGCAUUCCUCAAGGACAUCAUUGAGGAUUUUAACGCCAAGAUUGGACCAAGAAGAACGUCACAUUGGGAUCCACGGCUUAGAAUGCAACGAACAGGGACCGGCCAAGAGGUCGACUUGUCCCAAGAGUAUAAUGUUCUAGCGGCAACAGUUUCCAGCGUGAGUGUUUCCUCAUUGAUGCCCGAAAUUAGCGAGAAUCAUAGUGAGAUUGAUGGCGCUGAUAAUGGAAACUCAAGUGGGCAAACUUCAUCUCCAUCUCAAAGGACGACGCCUAACGCUCUAGAUAUAGCUCCUGCAACACAGUUGGAGGAUAAAGGAGAAGUUAAAACUAAAAGUGCAGAUAUUGAACAAUCAGAGGAGGAACUAAAUGAAACGUGUUACAAAAAAUUGCAUGGAAGUGCUCUGCUGGUGUGGAUGGAUGAACACCCCAACAUAGUAUGGUGCGUUAUGCCACUACAGCAGCGGCCGUCAUGGGUGUGGCAGGUUGCUGCGUUGGUUGUCUCGUAUAUGCGAGAAGAAUCCGCUGUGGUGGAGCACCGUUUCAUCACUGAUACGGCCAUAUUUUAG